This is a messenger RNA of Knipowitschia caucasica, 1350 nucleotides long. The record is from the annotation of a GenBank genome assembly. Lineage: Eukaryota; Metazoa; Chordata; Actinopteri; Gobiiformes; Gobiidae.
AUGGACUCUGAAAAGGCCGUGUUGCUCGCCACCGGCUCAGUGUUUUUUCCCGCCGCUCUGGUUGUCUCCAAACGCAUCAUCAAACACUUCCUGGUCUGCAGCCAAUCAGACGCCAUCAUCGCAGGCACGAGGUUGGUCUCUGCACUUCAGUCGGUCUUAGCGUCGGUCGCAGGUUUCGUCAUCGUGUCUUCGUGCUCAGACCUCGUCCACGAUCGACACUUCCUCGCUGACGCCUACGUCCUGUUCGCGACGCCCUACUUCCUGUAUGACAUCAUUGCCAUGUUCCUAUGCCACCGUGCCAAAGGUCGGGGGGCGGGGCCAGGCGGCACGUGCAGCGAUCUGAUUGGAUACCUGCAAAAGGAGGCGUUACUUGUGGCACAUCACCUGUUCAUCGCUGUGUUCUGUUUCCCUCUGACUGUGUUUUAUCGUGGUCCUCGGGGAGAUUACUUCGUGGGUCUUCUUCUGCUGCCAGAGCUCAGUACUCCGCUGCUGUGUUUGGGGAAGCUCCUGCUCCAGUUCCAUCUUCAGGACAGUGUUUGGUUCAAAGUGAACGCUCUCCUGACGAUCACCACUUUCUUCUGCUGCAGAGUUCUGCUGUUUCCCUACAUGUACUACAGCUACAGCCGUUACAGUGGUCUCCCACUCCUCUCUGUGCUCUCUAGCGCCCCCUGGCAGUGUAACGUGGGUGCGGCGCUGCUCUGGUCCUUGCAGUUGUACUGGUUUGUGCUGUUGUGUCGAGCUGCAGUACGCUCUGUGACCAGAGGGGGGCGCCACACACACACAGAAACUUACCGACAUCCAUACGACCGCAUAGAAACUUACCGACAUCCAUACGACCGCAUAGAAACUUACCGACAUCCAUACGACCGCAUAGAAACUUACCGACAUCCAUACGACCGCAUAGAAACUUACCGACAUCCAUACGACCGCAUAGAAACUUACCGACAUCCAUACGACCGCAUAGAAACUUACCGACAUCCAUACGACCGCAUAGAAACUUACCGACAUCCAUACGACCGCAUAGAAACUUACCGACAUCCAUACGACCGCAUAGAAACUUACCGACAUCCAUACGACCGCAUAGAAACUUACCGACAUCCAUACGACCGCAUAGAAACUUACCGACAUCCAUACGACCGCAUAGAAACUUACCGACAUCCAUACGACCGCAUAGAAACUUACCGACAUCCAUACGACCGCAUAGAAACUUACCGACAUCCAUACGACCGCAUAGAAACUUACCGACAUCCAUACGACCGCAUAGAAACUUACCGACAUCCAUACGACCGCAUAGAAACGGGGAUUUUACUACCAGCUCAUGAAGCUCCGCCCACUUCCAAGCUCUGGUGA